GACCAGAACAGUCACAAAAACACGAACAACUCCAAAUGGCGACAUGACGACUGCUGGUUUUAUUCAUCAUUCCUUGUAGUUUACUUUUAUUCUGUUUUUGCUCAUUUUUCAACUUGAAUUUGUGAUAUGGUAAAUAUUUAGUGUAAAUUUUCAUUGUAAAAAACAAACAUGAUUUACAUUUAGUUUAAAUCGAGGUAUUCCCUGUUGUCACAUUUCUACCCAACUAGUAGCUAAGAUAGUUUUUAAUAAGAAACCUAUUCUGUGAUCCUGUAAUUAUGACCUCUUGAUUGUAACUCAAAUUCUCUUUUUCUAAUGAUGGACGGAAACAGUUCCGAGGAAACUGUACCGAAUUGUGAUGGUGGCAAUUCGAGUACUGAAAAUAAGCCCAAACUGGAAAUCAAAUCCUCUCCAAAUGAAAGACCCGAGUCACCAGACUCAAAUUGUGCAAUUUGUUUGGGAAGAUUGCAAAAUAGAUCAUUCACCGAUAGUUGUCUACAUCAGUUUUGCUUCUCCUGCUUAGUUGAAUGGUCCAAGGUAAAACCGGAGUGUCCGCUUUGCAAACAGGGGUUCAAGUCGAUUAUCCAUAAUGUCAGAUCGAUUGAAGAUUAUGAUCAGUAUGACAUAAUUCGUCCAGUUCAACAACAACAACAACAACAACAACAACAACAACAUCAACAACAACAACAUCAACAACAACAACAAUAUCAACAACAAAUACAAGAACAUUUACAACGACAACAACAACAACAACAACAACCUUCUGUCAACAUCAGAAAUUUCGCCGAAAUACUUGUUGGCCCUAAUCGACCAGCUUUUAGAUUCAGUAGAACGACAAUGGUGCCGGUGAUAGGUCUGCUGCAGCGCAUGGACUCACUGAUUCCGCCGGUCUACUCUAGCGGCCACAGCUCCAGGCGGACGCAUUUGCAUCGCAGCAGCAGCGGCUGCGUCAUCGACCGCCGCUUCAUCUACAACCAGGAGCUGUGGGUGCGCAGGCUGCCUGACGUCACUGGGCGCUAUCGCAAGUGCUCGCCCAGAUUUCUCGCACAAAACCCAGCACAGGCGCACCGCCUGGUUCCGUUCCUGCACCGCGAGCUGUGUGCACUGCUGGGUGCUGGCCGCAGCUGCGAAUCGGCCAUGAACGCGAUCAUGGAGAUGGUGGUGCUGUGGCCCAUUCGCAGUGCGGAGUUCCGCAAUGGCGUCGAGACUUUCCUUGGCAGCCGCACCGACCACUUUGUGCACGAGUUCCACUCGUUCGCCAUAUCGCCCUACGACAUGAUCGGCUACGACCGACACGCCACCUAUGGACCAGCCCCCGUCGGCAUCCAGUACGACGACAUCGACCUGCUCGACACCACUUCCUCCUCGUCCUCGUCCGACAGUGAUGUUCAGGUUAUUGAUGAGGUGAUGCCAGAUCCGAUUAGUCGUAGGCCUAGCAGUGCGAGCAAUCAUAUGGCUGGUCCAUCACAGCUCACAAAUGCAUCUCCCCUACAAAUCGUCGACUUGUCAAGGCAAUCAGAACCUGAAUCAGGAAUGGAAGAUUGUGUUGUGAUUGCUACAGUGAAGCCGCGUCACCUUAGAACACCUGAAAUCAUCACGAUCAGCGACGAUGACCUUGAAGCAGAUAACAGUGAACAACAGCACGUGAACAUUGACCGCGUUUCUUCCGACGAAGAUGUUAAACCGACACCCCAACAAAUAGCAAACAUUUCCGCCGAAAGUUGCAAGCCUUCUACAUCAAGAACAAAGUCACAUCAUCGCACGAAAAAAAUGAAAAAUAAGAGAUAUAAGCGCAUUUAUACAGUUUCAGAAAGUGAUGAUGAUAAUGAUGAUAAUAGUUCAGUUAGUAGUAGCAGUUCAUCGAGCGACGAGGAAUGGAAUGAAACAAAGAAAAAGCGUGUAAAGAGUAAGUUAGAUAAGAAGUCGAAGGGAAGUGUUAAGAGAGCUGCUUAUUCGAAAAGCAAUAGGAAGGUGUCAUCUAGGCCGGCGACAAAAAGGAGUCGGAGAGAUUCUACAACGUCCUCGUCGUCGUCAUCAUCAUCUUCAUCAUCAUCAUCUUCAUCAUCAUCACCAUCACCAUCACCAUCACCAUCUCAAUCUCCAUCACCAUCAUCUUGUGAUUGCAGAGAUAGGAGAGAUGAUUUGGAACACAGGAGGAAGAUACGACAGAAACGGAGGAAAGAGGUGACUAGUAAUCAACGACUGAAGAGUGUAGUGCAAGUGCGCCGUAGCAGUGGUAGUGGCUCCUACUCAUCAGACCAACACCCCCACCACCAGCCUUGGCAACGCUCCGCCUCCGUCUCCACCUCCACCUCCACCUGCGCCUCCACCUCCUCCUCUUGGUCCGACUUGAGUCACCAGCAUAAGCAUAGUAACAGCAGUAAAUACAAGUUCAAAAGAAAGCACUAAUUUCAAUAAUUUGUUGUAGAAACAUUGCUAAAUCAUGGAUAUAUCUACCUCAUAACUGAUCGUUUCGUUUCAAAUUGUUUUAGAGCUGUAAUCAACAGAACUUUCUUGGAGAUUCAGUUCUACUUUAUUUACAGAUAUCAAAUCAUUAGCAUUCAAGCUAUCAAGCAUUUAGCAUCAAAACAAUAGCCCACAUACUCUGAAGAAUAGAUCAAACUUUAUGCUUUUAUAGGUUAUUUGAUAAAGAGAACAUUUUUGGAAAAUGAACCAUAUUUUUAUCCACAGUAUAAUACUGUGAAAAUACAACAUGAUAAUGAAAUAAUGCAACUUACUGUGAAAAGACUUCAUAUCGCAAGCAAUAAAAAAAAUUCUUAGAAAAUUAUAAUUUUUUUACUUUUACUGAUUGUUAUGUGAUGAACAAAUAACUUACUGCAGUAAGGUGACGACUGUGUGAAGCACACUUAAGGCGUUAUCAAAGGAAAGAGUCUGAAAAGGUACAAUUAGUACUUCUAUAUGAAUCCUCCUUAGAGAUGCCAAAGAUUAUUUAUUCAAAGUGCGGGAUUAUAAACCUGGUUUCAUGAUUUAUUCUAAUUCACAACAUCGGUGGUGUUACAUCUUUUACUACAGCGUGUUGUCGAUAUCAGAUGCGGAAUACUAAUAUAAUUAAAUGUUUGCAAUUUGUGAUCAACACUCAUGUUGAUUAUCGCAAUAAUUAUGUGGAGUUGCGUUUAUUCUUAGCAUUUUUUAGAAUCUUGUCAUACUAUUAAGUAAAAAUGAUAGUGAGACUAAAUACAUUGUACUCAAAACAAGUUCUAAAUUUCUGAUUGAAGCCUAAUUUUAUAAUAUAAUGAUUUAUCUUAUCAGACAAGUUGAAGUCAUCCUUUCAAUUAUUAUGGAAUUCUGACUAAUUUUCGGUUGACUUAAAACUAUUAACUUGAUAGAUUUGAGACAUUUCUCAUGCUUCCAUGAUUUCAAUUGAAACGUUGGCUAUUCUGGAAUCUAUUCCUAAAUUUUUUUCAGCUAAUUAUUUUGAGAAAAAUGUUUUUUAGAUUAAUUUUGAGGUGUAUAAUAGUUUAACUCCGUAGAGAAAACAGCUGUUCUUUUGUUAUAGUUCAUUGUUUUUGUAUUAUCUUCUAUUAUUCAUUUGAAAUUUAUGAAAUAUUUCCCUUAUCUAAUGUUCUGGUAUCUGUUUAAUGUUUAGAAGUGUAAAAAUUAAACUCAAAUAUUUGACAUUUCAAUUGUCAUGAAAUCCAUUUUGAAUUUCAGUUACAUAUCAGCCGAUUCAAUUUUAAUUCGUUUGAAGCAAUAAGUUGAUAUUCAUAAAUGUAUCAGCUGAUAUUGUAAUUUACUUAGGAAACGUUUUACUUGUACUCGGUAGUAAUAAUUAUUAUAGAAUAUUUUAAACACCGUAGAUGAUUCAUCACUCCAGUUUCAAUAAUGCUGGGAGGUUUCAACCCUAUACUUCAUCCAAUACUAAAAGCAAAUAAAAGCAAAAGUGUUGAUAUCUUUAUGGAGAAUGAAUAAGGACUUCGCUAUUGUUUAAACAGCAAUAAAACAUAAGCUUGACAGAGAUUAAAUGUAAUGCCGAGUCCAUUGUAUUGCAUCUACUUCAAGCUUCAAAGUAACUGAUAUCCAGGCUUUUAAUCUAUUCGAAUUGAUUUAAAAUGAAAUAGUAAUAUUUUUGUAAAAAAUAAUGUUAUUAAAAGUCAUUAAUGUCAUUAAUGUUAAUGUUAUUAAACUUAGCAAAUUAAACGAUAUUUUAGCAACUCA
Nilaparvata lugens (brown planthopper) is the source of this 4173-nucleotide messenger RNA. RefSeq names its product E3 ubiquitin-protein ligase Topors. The coding region runs from base 313 to 2406 and encodes 697 amino acids. Gene Ontology annotation, biological process: protein polyubiquitination; protein monoubiquitination. The transcript has 6 exons. Gene Ontology annotation, molecular function: ubiquitin protein ligase activity; metal ion binding. NCBI's taxonomy places the organism in Eukaryota, Metazoa, Arthropoda, Insecta, Hemiptera, Delphacidae. The record is from RefSeq and is a predicted model, not a curated record.